AUGGAACCAGUUCUCUCCCAGGGAUACGGCUAUGGAUUCGCGCUUGGUAUUGGCGCAGGGUUCGCGCUGCUUAUGGUAAUCAUAUCAAAGCUACUAUCCAAAUAUAUGGGACAAGUGCAGAACUCUGAGCGAUUUUCAACAGCGUCGAGAAAUGUGGAGUCCGGUCUUAUCGCUUCGUCUACAGUCUCUGCCUGGACAUGGCCGGCGACGCUUCUGCUUUCGGGGACAUGGGCUUAUGUGCACGGAGUGAGCGGCGCAUGGCUAUACGCAGUUGGCGGUACCGUGCAGAUCACGCUUUUUGCUUUCCUAGCACUCCAGAUCAAACUGCAUGCUCCAAAUGCACAUACUGUCUCCGAGACCCUAUAUGUUCGCUUUGGCAAGACAGGCCAUAUUCUCUACCUUUGCUACUGUGCUGCUACCAAUGCGAUGGUGUCCUCUUUACUGCUUUUGGGGGGUUCUCAGGCUUUCGCGGCUGCAACAGGUAUGCACACUGUCGCUGCAAGUUUUCUGCUACCCCUCAAUGUUGUUGUCUAUACUGCGCUCGGAGGGCUGAAAGCGACUUUUAUUUCCGACUGGGUCCACACAGUGAUAAUAUACGUCAUUAUCCUGACGACUUCAUACACAGUCUACUGCAAUUCCUCGCUGAUAGGCUCACCAGGAAAGAUGUGGGAUCUCUUGAAAAGCGCGCAAGAGGUGUUCCCAAGCGCUUCGGGGACAAGCUACCUUUCAUUUAAGGACAAAGACAUGAUUUUGUUGACGUGGUCUGUGAUGCUUGGUGGGUUCUCCUCAGUGUUUGGGGAUCCGGGAUAUUCUCAGAGAGCCAUCGCUUCCAGUUCGCGAAGCGUGUUCUCUGGAUACAUGAUGGGCAGUAUUUGUUGGAUGGUUAUCCCUUUUGCGCUUGGGUCAUCUGCGGGACUGGCGUGUAGAGCGCUUCUCACCCAUCCAAAAUCCGUGACUUACCCUAAUGCCCUAAGCGCCGAGGAGGUGGGUGCGGGUAUGCCAUUAAUCUACGGGCUAGCGUCCAUUUUCGGAAAGAGUGGUGCUGCCGCUGGGCUGCUGAUGCUAUUCCUCUCGGUGACUUCGGCGACCUCCGCAGAGCUGAUUGCGUUCUCGUCGAUCACCACGUAUGACUUGUACCGCACAUACCUGAAUCCUCGGGCGAGUGGGCAGCAACUGGUGCGGGCCUCGCAUUUGAGCGUGAUAAGUUUUGGGAUUUUCAUGGCUGUUCUCGCCGUAAUAUUCAACUACAUCAAUGUGACAGUUUCGUGGCUCCUAAGUUUCGUUGGUAUCGUGCUGAACCCUGAAGCUGCGGCAGUGACGCUAUCGCUCUUUUGGCCGCGCAUGACCAAGGCAUCUCUAUUAAUUGGAAUGCCACUUGGAACUGUCACUGGUAUUGUCUGCUGGAUCGGUGCCACCUAUAGCUAUGCGGACGGCGUGAUAAACCGCGAUACGCUUAUGACAACGGAGGCGACGUUCAUUGGAAAUAUUGUCAGCCUGUUCUCCUGCGCAAUAUACAUAGUUGGCAUCUCACUGAUAUGGCCCUCCGGCAAGUUCGACAUGGCGACAUGGAAAGAACAGAUUCAAACCGCUGACGACAUGGAUUCGGAGGAACUCGAGGCUCUGGUCGUGACGCAGGACGACGCACGGCUGUUGCGCACGCAAAGCUGGCUAAGUCUGCUAAUUAACGUAUUUCUACUGAUAGGAGUCUACGUGGUACUAACCUGUGCACUGUACGGAUGGGGCGGCGACUUGAGCAAAGGCUCGUUCACGGCCUUCAUGAUCGUCAUGCUCGUUUGGCUGAUGUUAGCAGCAUUGUACAUCAUCCUAACGCCCCUGUGGCAGGGCCGGAAGGCGAUCGCUACGAUAUCGCUGCUCGUAUGCGGAAAGGCGGCCCCGGUGGUCGCUUCCAGUGCCGCCAGCAUGCGCGGCUCGGAGAGCCUCAACAAGAGCGAGCCCAAAGACGAAAGCUUUGCGGUCCAGACCCAGGAAGUGCGCUGA
Messenger RNA from Lachancea thermotolerans CBS 6340, 1998 nucleotides. Its product is annotated as sodium:solute symporter family protein. Gene Ontology annotation, cellular component: plasma membrane. Gene Ontology annotation, molecular function: urea transmembrane transporter activity; spermidine transmembrane transporter activity; putrescine transmembrane transporter activity. Lineage: Eukaryota; Fungi; Ascomycota; Saccharomycetes; Saccharomycetales; Saccharomycetaceae. Bases 1 to 1998 code for a protein of 665 amino acids. Gene Ontology annotation, biological process: spermidine transport; urea transmembrane transport; putrescine transport. The transcript has a single exon. The record is from RefSeq and is a predicted model, not a curated record.